AUGGGAGCUUCACAGAGUCGCCACAAAAUCUACCAUGAUAAACGAAGGAAUGCACUUGAGUUCAAAAAGGGAAAUCGUUUGUUUUUUAGAGUUACUCCGGUAACUGGUGUUGGUAGGGCUUUGAAGUCUCGAAAGCUCACUCCGUGUUUCAUUGGUUCGUACCAGAGAUACAUUUCGGAUCCGUCUUAUAUGAUCCAAGUGAAUGAUGUGCAGGUGAGAGAUAACCUGACUAUUGAGGCAUCACCCGUGCGGAUAGAGGAUCAAGAAGUAAAGCAGUUGCAUGAUAAAAAGAUUUCCUUGAUGAAGGUAGCUUGGGGAGGAUCGGCUGGUGGGAACAUGACUUGA
This is a messenger RNA of Vicia villosa (hairy vetch), 345 nucleotides long. RefSeq lists its product as uncharacterized. The record is from RefSeq and is a predicted model, not a curated record. The transcript is spliced from 2 exons. Lineage: Eukaryota; Viridiplantae; Streptophyta; Magnoliopsida; Fabales; Fabaceae. The coding region runs from base 1 to 345 and encodes 114 amino acids.